AGCAUUACAUUUCCAGAAUUUUUACCCUUUUUGUAUAGCUAAAUUACCAAUACUCCAGAUCACGUUGUUAAUGACCACCAUAUUAUCUGAUAUUAUUUUUAAGGCGUCUCGGUGCAGUUGUUAUUGUUUUGUUCGGGAUACCUUAGACUUCGAAAUUUGAACAUGCCCGUGAAAACGUCACAUUAUUACUCUUAUCUCUUGGUUGUUCAUUAUAAAUACCCGAACAUUCAACUCCAUACAAUAGUGUUAAGAGGGCGAUGUGAAGCUCAUUUUGUCAUGACAUUGGACAAUSGUGAAAUUCAAAUAAUGGAAAAUAAUCAAAACUUCAUUUGUUCACUAUUGUGAAAAAGAAAACUAUAAGCAGUAUUUAGCAGUAUUUGUCUAACGGAUUAAAUUUGUUCUGAUUUGUUUAUGCUAGCUCAAUCUGAUUCGGUCUACCUCCGCCUCUUUGGUCAGCUGAUAUUCGCUAUCAGUAACAGUUCUCAUUGAAAACACGUUCAAAGUAAACUUUGGUUUUAACGUGGACUGACCAUUUACACUAUUUUCUCUCUCUCUCUCUUGUCCAAGCUACAAAACUUUCAAUGGUGUACAGUAAAGAUAUAAGGUGGCUGGCGAUACUGAUGAAAUUUGGAGAAAAUAGGUCACUCAAUUAUAUAUCUAGAGUACUAAAACUUUCAAAGAGUACAAUUACAAGAAUUAUAAAGAAUUAUCGAACAACGGGAAGCGUUAAUCCCAAGCAACUUGGACGACCACCCAUCAGCACUCUAAUGACCAGGGACCAACAGUUUGUACUAUGGGAGUACAUUUUAAAACACAGUACCUCCUAUUUGAAAGAGAUGAAGCAAUACUUGCAUAGAACAACGGGAUCGGAUAUCAGUGUCACGAGUAUCUAUUCCAUCCUAAAACGUUUUCGUUACACACGGAAAAGGCUGCACCGCAUAGCCUUAAACAUAAAACCAGAAUUGGUGGAAAAGUUUAAGGACGACGUCAAGGUGUUUCGCCCUGAAGAACUUGUUUUUCUCGAUGAAUCGUUUUGUGAUAGAMGUAUUUCUCGAAAUUAUGGCUUCAGUUGGAGAGGAAAAAGAGCUCGAGGAAAGUAUGCAUCACCGCAUGGACCAAGGGUUUCUGUAAUGGCAGCAAUUGGCCACAAUGGCCUAAUGUGCUUUCGAAAUGUGGUCAAAAAACCAUUCAAUAGUCGAAGAUUUUUACGAUUUCUUACGACGGACCUUGCGCCACUUCUUAACCGCUAUAAUGGGAGAAAUAACAACUCCGUUGUUAUCAUGGAUAAUCAUCCUGCACACCAUGUUCCUGGUGUUCGAGCUGUAAUUGAGAACACGGGGGCAAUGCUCCUGUACCUGCCACCAUACAGCCCUCAGCUCAAUCCAAUAGAAGGAAUAUUCUCAACUAUGAAGCAGUGGCUUAGAACCCAUGAUAAACUUUUAAUGAUAACAGACGAUCCGGAAUACCUCGUGUACAAGGCACUGAUAGAUAUUAGCCCUACAACAGUCAGAGCGUAUUAUUCUGGUUGUGGUUACCACUAAGUGUAAAUACCUUUUAAGCUAUUAAAAUAGCCGAUCUAAAAUAACUAAAUUUCUUACAAUCGAAGUUACACAGUACUGAUACAAUUGUACCUCGCAAUUCUAGUCAUAGUAUCUUUUUUACAAUCAUAGUCACUAUGAACUUUUAAGUUGUGAUAUUCACAAUAUUACUCUAGACAUUAUCACUACCUCACUAUAUAAAACACUGUUUUAUGAUGAAGUUAAUAUUAGUAACAAUUCAGUAAGUGCUUU
Messenger RNA from Exaiptasia diaphana, 1790 nucleotides. RefSeq lists its product as uncharacterized. The transcript is spliced from 4 exons. Lineage: Eukaryota; Metazoa; Cnidaria; Anthozoa; Actiniaria; Aiptasiidae. The record is from RefSeq and is a predicted model, not a curated record. Gene Ontology annotation, molecular function: nucleic acid binding. Bases 582 to 1541 code for a protein of 319 amino acids.